Molecule: messenger RNA, 3282 nt
Organism: Triplophysa dalaica
Lineage: Eukaryota; Metazoa; Chordata; Actinopteri; Cypriniformes; Nemacheilidae
Product: immunoglobulin-like and fibronectin type III domain-containing protein 1
Exons: 20
Coding region: 37-3261 (1074 amino acids)
Molecular function (GO): protein binding
Source: RefSeq, a predicted model, not a curated record
GUGGCCAUCAGGAAGAGAUCUAAAGUGCCUGGUGUUAUGAUCACACAGUAUGUUGAAGAACUGCCUCCUGAAAAAACCACUCCGGAUUUCACUAGAAAACCUAUUGCCUUAACUAUCCAGGAAGGAAAAUUGGCCAUAUUCAAAGCUGUUGUGAAUGGAGAUCCAGCCCCGGAGGUCACAUGGGGACGAAACAAGGGAGAAUUGUCGGAUUCAGGGAAAUAUAAAACAAGAUUUGAUGAAAGGAAUCAAGAAUAUAUCCUGGAGAUGCCGAAUGUGUCUUCAGAGCAAGCAGACACAUACAAAUGCAUCGCCAUAAAUUCAUUUGGUAAAGCUGUUUGUACUGCUACAUUGAAUGUCAUUGAGGUUGGAUUCAAGAAGAGAGCACCAGCCCCCAAAAAUGACCCAGAGGAUUUUCGAAAAAUGUUGAAGAAAACAGUUGUGACGAGAAAACAAAAGCAGUGGAAGGAGGGAGAAAUCGAUCCAAGGUUCUGGGAGGUGUUAUUGAGUGCAAACAAGAUCGAUUAUGAGCAUAUUUGUCUUGAAUAUGGAGUCACCGACUUCCGGUGGAUGCUGAAGAUACUUAAUCAAAUGAAGAUGGAGAGAGAUGCGGAGCAGUCGAAGUAUGUUGAGAAAAUCCACAGAAUGAAACAGAUUGAGGUCAAAACGGAUGGAACGGCAAAAUUUGAACUCGACAUGAAGUUGAAGGAUCCUAGCAGUAAAAUCUCUCUUUUCAAAGAUGGAAAAAUGCUUGACUAUGGAGUUGGAAAUGAUGACUCCAAAAAACAUAAUAUGCAAAAAUUAGAUGAAACAUUCUUGUUCAGCAUUAAAGAUCUUGGCCCAGAAGAUGCUGGGUUAUACCAAGUGGAUGUUGAAGAAGCCAACGUGUUCUCCACUGCCCUAAGCCUACCUGAUGUGGAAUUUGACAGCACAUUGAAGGACACGACAGUGGUUCAGGGUCAGGAUGCAAUGUUUAUGUGUGCUCUAUCUGCACCUGUACCAAAAAUCACCUGGUGCGCCAAUGACGUCUCCUUUGAGCAUGGAGAUAAAUAUGACGUCACAGUCUCUGAAAAUAAACAAGUCCACAAGUUAACCGUGAAGAACUGUAAACCAGAGGAUAAGGGAGUCUACUCUGCCAUUGUUGGACUCAAGUCGAGCCACGGGACCUUGGUUGUGGAUGACCCUGGAGUUCACUUUCUGAGUGGCUUGUCUAACACCAAAGCCAAUGUGGGAGAAUCAGCAGAGCUGUCCUGCAAACUGAGCAGUGAAGAUAGUGCUGGAAUGUGGUACAAAGAUGGCAAAAAGUUAGAAUCUAAGGACGGAAUUACAGUUGUCAAAGAUGGUCCUCAUCACAAACUCAUCAUCAGCAUCUGCCAGGACAAAGAUUCAGGAACAUACAAGUUUGAGGCAGAAGGACGUAAAACCCAGGCAACAUUAACCAUUGAAGAUCCUGCGAGAAUUGACGCUGAAGCUUUGGGUAAAUUCUCACAGCCUGUUAUUGUAAAAGCAGGAGAGAACGCAUCCUUCAAGGUCCAGUUCUCAGGGAAAGAUCCGAUUAAGAUUCAAUGGUUUCAAGAGGAUGAAGAGCUUCUAGAGGGUCACGGUGUCAAAAUCGAGAGGUCCUCGACUCACAGCCGCCUGCGUCUCGCCAAGUGCCAACGCAGAGACACAGGAGAGAUCAAAAUUAAAAUCAGGAACGAAUUUGACAGUGUGGCGGCAACGUCACAACUUAUUGUGCUUGCAUUCCCGCGUCCUCCGGGUCCUCCGAAAAUAGUCAGCGCCUACAAAGAUUGCAUUAACUUGAAAUGGCUCGCUCCAUCUAACACCGGAGGAAGCAUUACCGGCUACAAUGUGGAAAAACGCAAAAAGGGCAGCAACUUCUGGAGUCAAGUGAACCCGAAAGAUGAACCAAUCAGAGACAAAAAGUUUCUGGUUAAAAACAUCAUAGAGGGAUCGGAGUAUGAAUUCAGAGUGACUGCCAUGAACACAUGUGGCCCUGGAGAACCAAGUGUGCCCUCUGAAUGUGUAUUCGCAAGAGACCCCAAAAAGCCUCCUGGUAAAGUCAAAGACAUCAAACUAACUGCAUCGAGCUACACUACUCUGUCUCUAUCCUGGGCUAAACCAACCGUAGUUACAGGUGUGGAGGACGAAGCAAAAGAAUAUUUUUUGGAAAUCAGGCCUACUGACCAACUAGAGUGGAGUCGCUGCCAUACAAACGCAGUGAUUCAGACGUCCUUCACUGUCAUGGGUCUGAAAUCAAUGGCCUCUUAUUGGGUAAGAGUAACUGCGACCAAUGAAGGAGGGGAGGGGCUUCCACAGGCUCUUGACAAUUACAUAACAGCCAUGCCACCACCAGUUAAACCAAAGUUCACUGACAGCAAAAUGAAAAACUUCAUGGUUGUUAUAGCUGGGAACACUGUGCGUGUCAGCGUCAGUUUUGAGGCCUGUCCUAUACCUGACAUCACAUGGUUAAAGGAUGGGUUUCCUGUAGCCAAACAUGUGACGAUUAUUGAUUUGGAAAAAGUUUCCCAACUUUUUAUUCACACAUCAGAACUUUCAGACACUGGCAUUUAUACGGUCACUGUCAAGAACGUGGUGGGCCAGGACACUUUCACUAUUGAAAUUAGAGUGACUGAUGAUCCGAGACCUCCAGGUCCAGUAGAACUGGAGCAGAAUGUUCAAGGCACCGUAACAGUCACAUGGGCUCCAUCUCCUGAUGAGAAACGGGAUGACCGUCUGCAUUACACAGUGAUGAAGAGGGACUCCAUCAAGCAGACGUGGCGAACAGUGGUUGACCAUUUGUUUAACAACAAAUUUACAGUCGUCAACAUCUUGCCUGGAAGAGAAUACAACUUCAGAGUGUUUGCGAAGAACGAUAUAAGCAUUUCAGAGCCAUCUGUGUCUCCAGUUUGGGGAACAACAAAAAAGAGGGAAAAGUUCACAUGUGACCUGCCAGAAUCAAAGACCCUCGACUUCCAGGCAGCCCCCAAAUUUAUCGUCCCUUUGAAGCGUCACGUGGCUCCACCGGGUUACGAGUGCUACAUGAGCUGUGCCGUGAUUGGCAACCCGACUCCACAUGUUACCUGGUACCGAAACAACGUCAGCCUCAACACAAACCCCAACUAUUACAUCACAAAUGUGUGUGGUGUGUGUUCAAUGCUUAUUCUGAUGGUUGGACCCAAAGACAUGGGAGAGUACAUGGUUGUGGCUGACAGCCCUCUGGGUCGGGCUGAGUGCUCCACCACACUUACAAUCAGAGAGUAACCAAAGGACUGCAAAACAGAG